UUUGUGUAUACAACGUUUGUGGAGAGUCAGGCGUAAACACAAACGUCGGGAUGAUCCAGACUAGUUGAGAAUAAACAGCUGGAUCCGCCACUUUUUCUGGACCGGAAACGAGUUAUCGUUCUUUUCCUAACACAAAUAACAGAUCAAAGUUCACAGACAGUGGUCAUAGUCUUGUUUGUGGGAUGUUUAAGUGGACGUAGAAAGAUGACAGAGAGACUGAAGAUAAUAUUUGGUCAUUUGGAUUCUGCUUCUUCGGUGUCACACAUACCAACAUUAGCCACCAGCAGGGCUGCUCCAAAUGUCAACUCUACGUUUCGCUACACACUAGACAAUCCGAUUUUGUCACAUGAACAGAGACAAUUCUACGAGGACAAUGGGUACCUGGUCAUCAGAAAUUUGGUGUCCAAGGAGAAACUGGAUGUGUACAGGGAACAUUUCGGAAAGAUAUGCAGAAAGGAGGUUGAAGUACCCAUUGGGUUGACCAUCAUGAAGGAUGUGGCCAUCGCACGGUCUGAGUUUCUCCCAGGACAACAGGCCAUCACUAAACUUCAGAACUUUGAAAAUGAUGAAGUAUUGUUUGGCUACUGUACUCUACCAGAGAUCGUCCGAUAUGUUCAUGCGUUCACAGGAAAGACUGCAAAGGCCAUGCACACUAUGCUGAUCAACAAACCACCAGAUCCAGGCAAGAAGACGUCCAGACACCCGAUGCAUCAGGACCUGCAUUACUUCCCUUUCAGGCCUGCAGACAGGAUUGUCUGCUCUUGGACAGCCAUGGAGAAGGUGAACCGGGAGAAUGGAUGUCUGGUUGUGUUACCUGGUUCUCACAAAGGGGAGCUACUCCAGCAUGAAUAUCCAGAGUGGGAGGGAGGUGUUAACAAGUUGUACCAUGGAGUGCGAGAUUUUGAUCCCAACGCUCCGAGAGUCCAUCUUCCCAUGGAGACAGGAGACACUGUCUUUUUCCACCCUCUGUUGAUCCAUGGAUCUGGAAUGAACAAGACUAAAGGUUUCAGAAAGUCCAUUUCAUGUCACUAUGCUUCUGGUGAAAUCAACUUCAUUGAUGUCAAAGGCUCCAUUCAAGACAGCGUAGAGCAAGAACUUAUUGAGAUGUCGUCAAAAAUAUUGCUGUCCAAAGGUGUGGAUCCCAAGUUUGUAACGAUGAAGGACAUUUGGAUCUUCAAAAGUCGGGAUGUGUUCUUGCCAGAAGAUGGAGGGCAGGAUUGAAUUAUUGUGUUUGAAGAUUGGGUUUUAGUCUUUAAGAAAGUGAUGUUAGUGACAUUGUAUAUAACUUAAAUUACAUGUACUAAAUUUGCAUGUGAUUUAAUUGAACUGAACUUUGUGUUUUUUUUAAAAAGUAUCUAGAUGGGUGAAAUGAACAAAAUACACCCUGUUUUUAUCUGUUUAUCUCUCUGUAACUUCAACCUUGCUCUUAAGUUUUGAACUUAAUAUUUGAUGAACUUUAAAAUAUCAAAAGUUUUACUGUUGAUAUCUAGUCUCUAUGAGGUAUAUUUGAUAGAACCUAAUACAUGUAUCACAUUUUAGUGGUAUUUCGUGUUGAUAAGAAAAUGAAUGCUUGUUGUCUAAUGAGGUCCAAUGAAGCGGGCCUCACCAAGUUAGAUACCAAGAUCUGAUUAUUAUGGUGAUUUAAUAAUGAUAUUUAUUAUUUUCAUUUGUUACAUUUAUAUUGUUGCUUGUAACAGUUGUUGAUUAUCAGGAUAUCCAUUUUUAAUAAAAUGUUUGCCUCCAGUUUUAAA
Messenger RNA from Ostrea edulis (European flat oyster), 1751 nucleotides. RefSeq names its product phytanoyl-CoA dioxygenase, peroxisomal-like. NCBI's taxonomy places the organism in Eukaryota, Metazoa, Mollusca, Bivalvia, Ostreida, Ostreidae. Gene Ontology annotation, molecular function: phytanoyl-CoA dioxygenase activity. The coding region runs from base 205 to 1221 and encodes 338 amino acids. The record is from RefSeq and is a predicted model, not a curated record. Gene Ontology annotation, biological process: fatty acid alpha-oxidation. The transcript has 9 exons.